Cladophialophora psammophila CBS 110553 is the source of this 627-nucleotide messenger RNA. RefSeq lists its product as uncharacterized. Bases 1 to 627 code for a protein of 208 amino acids. NCBI's taxonomy places the organism in Eukaryota, Fungi, Ascomycota, Eurotiomycetes, Chaetothyriales, Herpotrichiellaceae. The transcript is spliced from 2 exons. The record is from RefSeq and is a predicted model, not a curated record.
AUGAGUCUCAAGCGAGCCAGCGACAAUUCACUCGUUGGCUCAAAGGACCCAGACAGGAAGAAACGCAAAGGAUUCUCUGUCGGUCCAGCAAAUCUUCCCGAUGGCACUUACAGGCGCAAAACACAAAAGAUCAAAAAUGACCUUAUCCAAAAAGCAAAGGUGAAAAAGGCCUAUGCAAAAGUAAAGGCUCAAGAGGAGGCUGCACAAAUUGAACGAACCACUACGCAGUCUCAUGCUGAGGGUGACCUGGUCGAUAUCCUGCCCGAAAAUGCUCCCGCACGCCUCGAAUUACAUCCAGAUCGACAAGCAAUGCUCGAGAGACUGGAUGUGGUCGAUCCACAUUUGCAACCAGACAAGAGUGAAGCCGAGAAGCCGAGUAGAAAUCUCUAUACCCAAUCGAGGAAGCGUCCUCCGAAGCAAUCACGCUACAAGAAAGAAAUAGAGCUUGCGGCUCACCACAAAGCGAAACUCGAAUCGAAAAGAAAAGCUAUGCAGGCUCGUGAGAAGGAACACAGAGCCAUGGCAAAGGCUAGAAGACCUGGUAAAGAUGGGAAAAUCAAGCUCGGUCGCCAGGGAACUGUGUUACUGAAUCGAAUUCGGAGGAUGACCGACGAGGGCAAGAUUUGA